Molecule: messenger RNA, 1512 nt
Organism: Trematomus bernacchii (emerald rockcod)
Lineage: Eukaryota; Metazoa; Chordata; Actinopteri; Perciformes; Nototheniidae
Gene: foxl1
Product: forkhead box L1
Exons: 1
Coding region: 147-1295 (382 amino acids)
Biological process (GO): cell differentiation; anatomical structure morphogenesis; regulation of transcription by RNA polymerase II
Molecular function (GO): DNA-binding transcription factor activity, RNA polymerase II-specific; RNA polymerase II cis-regulatory region sequence-specific DNA binding
Source: RefSeq, a predicted model, not a curated record
GCAAAGUCAACACAACACAGCAAACGUAAAACAAUUAUUAACAUUUUCUGGGGUCCUCAUGAGGCUGGGGAGUCAGUCGGUGGAGGAGAGCAGCUCCGGGAGACGGCUCAACUUUACCCAGGACACACUCCAGCCUCCCCGGCGUCAUGACGCUCUACCACGGCCGCCUGCCCUCUCUAGGAGUGCCAUCUUCGGCUCUGAGUCUCUCCGGUGCUUCGCUCAUUUAUCUCUAUGGAGGGGACAGCGCAGGGGUCGUGCCCGCUGCCUUGAGUUUCCUGCCGGCCCGCCAGGAGCCCCCGCAGAAGCCCCCCUACAGCUACAUCGCGCUCAUCGCCAUGGCCAUCAAGAGCGCGCCGGAGCAGCGCGCCACGCUCAGCGGCAUCUACCACUUCAUCAUGGACCGCUUCCCCUUUUACCACGACAACAAGCAGGGCUGGCAGAACUCCAUCCGGCACAACCUGUCGCUGAAUGACUGCUUCAUCAAGGUACCCAGGGAGAAAGGCCGGCCGGGGAAAGGCAGCUACUGGACUCUGGACACCAAGUGCCUGGAUAUGUUUGAGAAUGGCAACUACCGUCGGAGGAAGAGGAAGGCGAAGAGUCAGCAGGAUGCCAUGGAAUCCAAAGCCGGUGGACACAAACGUACCAAGGGCCCGGGGCCAUCCAGGGACCCCCAGUCCUCCCAUAAGCACCGGACUGGCCCGGGGAUAGCGGAGGAUCCAGCGAGGCACCAUGCAGAGAGAGUGGAGACACAACCUGACACAAAAGCGGUGCUGGUCGAGCUGAACCAGGCUGAGCUGUCACAGCACCCCCCCAAACUGAGACCUAAUGGGUCCCCCAACAGAGACGCUCUUGCAUGCACCGGAAGGAAGCUGGACGCCCCUCAGCCUGGGACAUGUCCCGCUCCAAGACAUUCUGCCUGGUGGAUGUACGGCGAGCCAGAGGGAAGCCUGUCAGCGGUCAGCGGGAGAGGAGAGGAGAGGAGCCCGAUCUGCGCCGUCUGGAGCGCAGGCACCACAGUCCCGGCUGCAGUAGCACAGCACAGACCCAGAGAAACGGUACCGAGCAGGGACAAAUCGAAAGGUUUCAGCAUCGAGAGCAUCUUAUCGAAAAGUGAAGACCAAGCGCGCGGAAGCAUCCUCGAUUUGUCCGCGGACACGUGCGCAGAGCGUGGAAGUCCCGCGUUCAGUUCUUCCGUUGUGCUCGGCACGCGACCACAUCAGCUGUACCACAUGGGAUUCCCCUUCUGCUCCUACCUGUCACUCACAUACCCCGACAAAGUGCUGCAUCUGAAAUGAAUAUUUCUCUUUUCAUUAAUGAUGAUGAAAACAUUUUGUGGGUUUUUCUGACAAUCAGUAAAGAAUAUUGAGCGUUAGGACUGGGCCUGUGAUGCACUCAGCACAAUGUGAGAAUAACAUUUAAUAUUCAGAUAUAGUUUUUCAUCAUACUGCUUUGCUUUGAAUUCCAUGUGCCACAACGUUUAGGAUAGUUAAAAAAAAAAGAUUUAUUUAAAGA